This is a messenger RNA of Ipomoea nil (Japanese morning glory), 773 nucleotides long. RefSeq names its product 50S ribosomal protein L18-like. NCBI's taxonomy places the organism in Eukaryota, Viridiplantae, Streptophyta, Magnoliopsida, Solanales, Convolvulaceae. The transcript has 2 exons. Gene Ontology annotation, biological process: translation. The coding region runs from base 189 to 545 and encodes 118 amino acids. The record is from RefSeq and is a predicted model, not a curated record. Gene Ontology annotation, molecular function: 5S rRNA binding; structural constituent of ribosome. Gene Ontology annotation, cellular component: ribosome.
ACUAGUCCAUUAUUAAGCGCAGCUUUUCCCUAAAACUCUCCGUUUACUUCCUUCUCCGGCUCACGGCCUCCGGCCUCCGCCCUCGGCUCCUCCGGUUCUCCGCACUCGGCAUCUCCAACUCAAAGUCUCGGCGUUAGUUUUCCUACUCACUUCAUUGUCGGAUAAUCGAUUUAUUCCCCUUAGCAGAAAUGGUUAUUCCUCCACCAGUUAGACCAGAAAGAGUGACAAAGUUCCUCAAACCUUAUGUCUUGAGGAUGCACUUCACCAACAAAUAUGUGAAUGCUCAAGUAGUCCACACACCAAGUGCAACAGUUGCCACAGCUGCCAGCACACAAGAGAAGAGUUUGAGGUUGGGGAUGAUAGAAGCGAAAGAAAACACCCGGGAUGUUGCUGCUGCUGCAAAAAUAGGCAAGCUGCUGGGGGAGCGACUGCGGGUCAAAGGCAUUCCUGCUGUUUCUGUUUUCUUCAAAAAGGAUCAGAGAUAUCAUGGAAAGGUCAAAGCUGUGAUUGAUUCCAUCAGGGGAGAAGGAAUUGAAUUGGUUUGAAUUUGGAUUCUGAUACUACUAUUUGCUGCUGACUGAUGAAUAAUUCCCAGUUUAUUUCAUGGUGUCUCUCUUGAACAAUUUAUGCUAAAAAAAAUUGGGUUAUUUGAUUCAAAUGCAUUGUGGGGAAGGGAAACUGGAAAUAUAAUAUUUUUUAGGGUGCUAUGCACCAAAGGACUAAUGCAAGUUUAUUGGUACAACAAACAUUGAAAAGUUAGCGCAGAUUCAUCA